AUGUCAGCCUCUGGUCCUCCUCCCUGGCUCUUUUCCAACAACUCCUCCAAAGCCAAGGCUCCGUCUGCAACCGCACCCGUCACCGCGACACCCCAGACCCAAGACAAGAUGGUUAAGAAGGAGAAGAAGGGCAGCAAGGCCGCCGCGCCCGCCAAGCAGUCUCCCCCCGACCAAUUGAUGGAUCUCGUCGACUCCUUCCUCUCCGAGAACGCCUUCACCUCGGCCCACGAGGCAUUCCAGAAGCAGCGCGCCCAGAGCGGCUGGAAGGCGUCCAAGAAGCAGGUUGUCGCCGGCCCCAACCUCGUCGCCGUCUUCCAGUCGUGGCAGACCACCUCCAAGGCCCCCGCGGCGAAGAAGGACGAGAGCAGCAGCAGCUCCGACUCCAGCUCUUCGAGCGAUGACAGCAGCAGCGACGAGGAGAUGGCCGACGCCGGCGCCGAGAGCGACAGCUCCAGCAGUUCUAGCAGCUCCAGCUCCGACUCCAGCAGCGACGACAGCGACAGCGAGGACGAGAAGCCUGCGCCCAAGAAGGGGUUGAAGCGCAAGGCCCCCGAGUCCGACAGCAGCAGCUCCGACAGCAGCAGCUCCGAUAGCAGCAGCGACAGCGACUCCAGCUCCGACGAGUCCAGCUCUGAAGACGAGGCCCCCAAGGCUAAGAAGCUGAAGACGAAGCCCGCCAGCACCAAGAGCUCUUCCUCCUCCUCCUCCGACUCUUCCAGCUCAGACAGCAGCUCCAGCGAGGAAUCCUCUUCCGACUCGGACUCUUCCGACAGCGACUCAGACUCCGACGGCUCCACGGCCGCCAAGGUCCCCCUCCCCGACUCCGACUCCGACUCAUCCUCCUCCGACUCCGACUCGGAGGACGACAAGAAGAAGACGAAGACGAAGAAGGAAGCAGACACCGCCUCCAACUCCUCCGCGACCCUCGAGAAGACCUCCCCCGUCGCCGAGCCCCCCCUGCCCCCCGACCCGGUCGCCUUCCGCAACCAGAACAACCGCAAGAAUGGCAAGGGCGGCAAGGUGGUCCCGAACAAGCCCUUCUCCCGCAUCCCCGAAGACGUCCACGUCGACGACCGCUUCGCCAGCAACGAGUACGUGCCCAACGACUACUCGCAGCGCGCCCACGAGGACCUCAUCGUCACCAAGGGCAAGGGCUUCACCAAGGAGAAGAACAAGAAGAAGCGCGGCGCCUACCGCGGCGGCAUGAUUGACAUUAGCAGCAAGAAGGGCAUCAAGUUUGACUUCUAA
This is a messenger RNA of Colletotrichum karsti, 1248 nucleotides long. RefSeq names its product mms4 protein. Gene Ontology annotation, cellular component: nucleoplasm; nucleolus. NCBI's taxonomy places the organism in Eukaryota, Fungi, Ascomycota, Sordariomycetes, Glomerellales, Glomerellaceae. The transcript has a single exon. The coding region runs from base 1 to 1248 and encodes 415 amino acids. The record is from RefSeq and is a predicted model, not a curated record.